AUCUAUAUGCUAUGAUUUCUACACUCUCAGUUCUUCAGGUGUUUGCAUCGGACACAUACACUGCAGCAGUGUAUGAGCAUGCUGUUAUUCUGCCAGAUGUCACUGACAAGCCUGUGUCUCUUGAUGAAGCUUUGGUACUGAUGAACAGAAAUAUAGAUGUUUUGGAAGUAGCCAUCAAAGAAGCUGCCCAGCAGGGGGCACACAUCAUCGUGACUCCAGAAGACAGUGUUUAUGGCUGGAACUUCACAAGGGAAACCCUUUACCCUUACCUGGAAGAUAUCCCAGAUCCACAGGUGAACUGGAUUCCAUGUACCGAUCCCCAAAGAUUUGCUCCUGCACCAGUGCAAGAAAGACUCAGCUGUUUGGCAAGGAACAACUCCAUCUAUGUAGUGGCAAAUAUAGGGGACAAGAAACCCUGUAAUUGCAGUGAUCCCAAGUGCCCCAGAGACAGUCAUUAUCAGUACAAUACUAAUGUUGUCUUUGAUUCACAAGGGAAGCUGGUGGCACGUUAUCACAAGUAUAAUCUAUUUAGGUCAGAAACACAGUUUGAUUACCCUAAAGAGCUGGAAAUGGUCACCUUCAACACAUCUUUUGGGAACUUUGGCAUUUUCACCUGCUUCGACAUCCUUUUCCAUGACCCAGCUGUUGUCCUAGUGAAAAAAUUACAUGUAGAUACUGUGUUGUUUCCAACAGCUUGGAUGAAUGUUCUGCCAUUUUUGACUGCUAUUGAAAUCCACUCAGCUUGGGCUAUGGGGAUUGGUGUCAACCUUCUAGCAUCUAACACACACAAUACCCUUAUGGCUAUGACAGGCAGUGGUAUCUAUGCACCAGAUGGGCCCAGAGCAUAUCAUUAUGACAUGGAAACGGAGAACGGUCAUCUCCUAACUACACAAUUGAGCUCACACCCUCAUCUUUCUCCCACCUAUCCUGCUGCUGUCAAUUGGAGCUCAUAUGCUACAAGCAUCAAACAAUUCCAUGUAGAUAAAAAUACUUUUAUGGGAGCUGUUCACCGUGAUAACUUCACCUUCACUGAACUCAUUACUAUAGCAGGAAAUCAUACAGUUUGCCAGAAAGACCUUUGCUGUCAUUUGAUCUAUAGAAUGGUAGAGAAGAGAGAAGAUGAAGUUUAUGUACUGGGUGCAUUUGAUGGACUUCAUGGCUCUGUUAUAAAAUAUUACUGGCAGAUAUGCACACUCCUGAAGUGUAAAACAAUGGAUUUAAAAACUUGUGGACAGCCAGUAACAACUACCCAGACCAGGUUUGAGGCAUUCUCCCUCAGUGGGACAUUUGGGACUAAGUACGUGUUUCCAGAAGUCUUGCUCAGUGGGGUUCGACUAGCACCAGGAGAAUUUCAGGUAUUAAAUGAUGGACGUUUGAAAAAUAAUAAUGGCCCAGCUAAGCCAAUCCUAACUGUGACACUGUUUGGGAGGUAUUAUGAAAAGGAUCCACCACACCCACUAUGGAACUCCCCAUAAUGUCAUUACUGAGAUUUGACACCACUGCCAUCAUCAAAUGAAACUUUUUUCGUAAUGCAUCCUGUCCUUAAGAAAAUGGUAGAAAUGUUUUGAUUGCUAUCCAGGAGAAGAAAGGAGUUCAAUUAAAAAAAAAAUUCUUAUUUGUGAGCAUUUAUUUCUAUUAUCCUAUAUACAAAAUGCAUGCUUGAGACUGCUGGCAGUGUCCUUACAUCGUACCAAAAACACAUGAACACUUAAUGAAAAAAAAUGUGACUGGGGAUAAAAGAGAAUAAAUUAAG
Messenger RNA from Alligator sinensis (Chinese alligator), 1753 nucleotides. RefSeq names its product vascular non-inflammatory molecule 2. The record is from RefSeq and is a predicted model, not a curated record. The transcript has 7 exons. Bases 12 to 1475 code for a protein of 487 amino acids. Gene Ontology annotation, molecular function: hydrolase activity, acting on carbon-nitrogen (but not peptide) bonds, in linear amides. Lineage: Eukaryota; Metazoa; Chordata; Crocodylia; Alligatoridae.